GAGUGCAUGACGGGAAAUUUUUCCAAACCUCUCAAAGGCAGUUUCGUCGCCUCACGUCUUUCACAAAAAAAUCAUUGCUGGGCAAUCGAGAAAAAUAAAAUAUGUCCAUGUUAUCUAUUCGUGUUGCAGCCCGUGCGGCAAGGCGACUUCCAAACAAUUCUCAAGUAGUAGCUUUGAUUGCUCCAGCAACUAAUGUUGCAGCACGAAAUUUCCAUGCAUCUGCCAUUAAUAAUUCAGCUGAAAUUAGUUCAAUUUUGGAAGAAAGGAUCCUUGGAGCAACCACCAAAGGUAAUCUUGAUGAAACUGGUCGUGUCUUAAGUAUUGGUGAUGGUAUUGCCCGUGUGUAUGGUCUUAAGAAUGUACAAGCCGAGGAGAUGGUGGAAUUUUCUUCUGGCCUUAAGGUUUACCUUUAAAUUUUUA
Agrilus planipennis (emerald ash borer) is the source of this 420-nucleotide messenger RNA. Its product is annotated as ATP synthase subunit alpha, mitochondrial-like. The record is from RefSeq and is a predicted model, not a curated record. Gene Ontology annotation, biological process: proton transmembrane transport; proton motive force-driven ATP synthesis. Bases 102 to 413 code for a protein of 103 amino acids. Gene Ontology annotation, molecular function: ATP binding; proton-transporting ATP synthase activity, rotational mechanism; ADP binding. The transcript is spliced from 2 exons. NCBI's taxonomy places the organism in Eukaryota, Metazoa, Arthropoda, Insecta, Coleoptera, Buprestidae.